Coffea eugenioides is the source of this 766-nucleotide messenger RNA. Its product is annotated as NAC domain-containing protein 75-like. Gene Ontology annotation, molecular function: DNA-binding transcription factor activity; transcription cis-regulatory region binding. The annotation marks the transcript as partial. Gene Ontology annotation, biological process: regulation of DNA-templated transcription. The transcript has 3 exons. Gene Ontology annotation, cellular component: nucleus. The record is from RefSeq and is a predicted model, not a curated record. Lineage: Eukaryota; Viridiplantae; Streptophyta; Magnoliopsida; Gentianales; Rubiaceae.
CCCAUCUUUCUGUAAGGUCGAAUUUUCACGACCCACUUAGUAUUUCUUGAUGAUCAUAUGUGCUAAAUUUUAAAGUUCAAAAUUUUCUAUUCUCCAUCCAUUCGAUCCUUAGUAGAUAGAGUUAUGCUGAUACCUCCCUUGUUGUACUCUUUAGUUGGCAGUUUCAUCUCGUUUGAAUUGAAUCCAUCAAGAUACUAUCGCUUGAUAUCAACGAGGCGGCAGCUCUAGUACCGGCUAGAGGCUUCAUUUGCAGAAUAUACAUAUAUAGCUAAGAAUUAAGGUGUGGGAUCGCUACUGGGCUCGUCUGUUUCUUAAUGGAAGUUGAAGCUAUAGGUGCUUCUUGAUAACGUACCGUCGGAAGAAGGGAAGAGAAGAGAAGAGAAGUAGAGAGUUGAGAGAAAUGAAUAAGAGUCUGCAGAGUCAUCAAUUGGGGUCGGGCAUCAGCAGUUCUGAUCUCAUAGAUGCAAAGCUUGAGGAGCAUCAGUUGUGCGGAUCCAAGCACUGUCCUGGUUGUGGUCACAAGCUCGAUGGAAAGCCGGACUGGGUAGGUCUACCAGCUGGGGUGAAAUUUGAUCCAACAGACCAGGAGUUGAUAGAGCACCUUGAAGCCAAAGUCGAAGGCAAAGAAUCAAAAUCACAUCCUUUGAUUGAUGAGUUCAUCCCCACCAUUGAAGGAGAAGAUGGGAUUUGCUAUACUCAUCCUGAGAAACUUCCAGGAGUUACAAGAGAUGGGUUGAGUAGGCAUUUCUUCCACAGACCAUCAAAG